This is a messenger RNA of Vigna angularis (adzuki bean), 1997 nucleotides long. RefSeq names its product hexokinase-1. The transcript is spliced from 9 exons. Gene Ontology annotation, biological process: intracellular glucose homeostasis; glycolytic process; glucose 6-phosphate metabolic process. The coding region runs from base 172 to 1668 and encodes 498 amino acids. The record is from RefSeq and is a predicted model, not a curated record. NCBI's taxonomy places the organism in Eukaryota, Viridiplantae, Streptophyta, Magnoliopsida, Fabales, Fabaceae. Gene Ontology annotation, cellular component: mitochondrion; cytosol. Gene Ontology annotation, molecular function: glucokinase activity; fructokinase activity; mannokinase activity.
AAAUAAACAGAAAGAAACAAUAAGGCGCAUGUAUGAAUGUAGGAGUUUAUUUCUGACAUCGAACAUAGCGCACGAGUGAGAAAGAAUCUGGGGAGUUUGCAAAAAGCAAAAAGAGGUUGUCUUGUCUCUGAUUAGAUUCGGCUCCGUCCACGUGACAACUGAUUUUGUAUCAUGGGAAAAGUGGCGGUGGGAGUGGCAGUCGUUUGCGCAGCGGCGGCGUGUGCGGCGGCGGCGUUGGUGGUGCGCCGCCGAAUGAGGAGCUCCGGAAAGCGGGGUCGCGCGGUGGCCAUGGUGAGGGAGUUUGAGAAGCAGUGUGGGACCCCAAUUGCGAAGCUGAGACAGGUUGCUGAUGCCAUGGACGUUGAGAUGCACGCGGGUCUUGCUUCUGAAGGUGGCAGCAAGCUCAAGAUGUUGAUUACCUUUGUCGAUAAUCUCCCUUCUGGGGAUGAGAAAGGACUCUUUUAUGCGUUAGACCUUGGUGGCACAAACUUCAGAACCCUUCGGGUGCAUUUAGGUGGGAAAGAGAAAGGUGUUGCCAACCUAGAGUCUGAAGAAGUUUCCAUUCCUCCUCAUUUGAUGACUGGUUGCUCGCAUGAAUUGUUUGACUUUAUAGCAGAAAAACUUGCAAAGUUUGUUAGUUCUGAGCCUGAAGAGUUUCACCCUCCCCCUGGUAGACAAAGGGAACUGGGUUUUACCUUCUCGUUUCCAGUGAGGCAAACAUCAAUUUCAUCUGGAAGUCUAAUAAAGUGGACCAAGGGUUUCAAUAUUGAGGAUGCGGUUGGAGAAGAUGUGGUGGGUGAAUUAACCAAAUCCUUCGAAAAAAUUGGUCUGGAUAUGCGUGUUGCAGCUCUAGUUAAUGACACAGUUGGAACAGUAGCUAGAGCAAGAUUCGGCAAUCCGGAUGUUGUUGCUGGAGUAAUUCUUGGUACUGGGACAAAUGCAGCUUAUGUAGAGUCUGCACAUGCAAUUCCAAAAUGGCAAGGUCUUCUACCAAAAUCAGGAGAGAUGGUUAUAAACAUGGAGUGGGGUAAUUUCCGUUCCUCUCAUCUUCCUCUAACACCAUAUGAUCAAGAUCUAGAUUUAGAGAGCUUAAACCCUGGAGAACAGAUUUUUGAAAAGAUAAUUUCUGGUAUGUAUUUGGGUGACAUUGUAAGGAGAGUUUUGUUGAAGAUGGCUGAAGAAGCUGACUUCUUUGGAGAUACUGUUCCUCCAAAAUUGAAAAUUCCUUUCAUAAUUAGGACACCUGACAUGUCUGCAAUGCAUCAUGAUGCAUCUUCAGAUCUGAAUGUGGUUGGAACCAAAUUGAAGGAUCUAUUAAAGAUCAAUAACACAUCCCUUCAAAUGAGGAAGCUUGUUGUUGAACUCUGUGAUAUCGUUGCUACUCGGGGAGCGCGCCUUUCUGCUGCUGGAAUCUUUGGCAUCCUGAAGAAAAUAGGAAGAGACACAGUAAAGGAUGGGGAGAAACAGAAAUCAGUAAUAGCACUGGAUGGAGGAUUGUUUGAACACUAUACUGAAUUCAGAAGUUCCUUGGAGAGUACACUAAAGGAGUUGUUGGGAGAUGAGGCAGCUGAUACAGUUGGUGUUGAGCAUUCUAAUGAUGGCUCUGGAAUUGGAGCAGCCCUCUUGGCAGCUUCUCAUUCUCAGUAUUUGGGAGUGCAAGACUUUUGAACAUGUGGUUUAAGCCAAGAUAAACCACUGUAACACUAGUUUCAUUUUUUGGGUACACCUAAUAGAUCAACGGAUUGAAGCUAAAAGGUCUUAUUUACUAGUCCUAGGGAGCUUUCAGCAGAAGGGGGCAGGUAUUUGUAGGGUUCUGUGUUCUUGCUGCUUCUUGGAUAGUUACUGCCAUUAUUUUGGUUAGUCUUUGUCUCUCCAACAUCAAGGAAUAAUAGGAGAGAUAUAAACUGAGUUUUCAUGUUUUCCCAAUGUAACGUUUUCAAACAAAGUAAACCAGGAUUAAUUUAUUGAAUUCAAAGCUUUUCUUAGUUAUCACUGAA